Closterium sp. Yama58-4 is the source of this 2520-nucleotide messenger RNA. The record is from the annotation of a GenBank genome assembly. NCBI's taxonomy places the organism in Eukaryota, Viridiplantae, Streptophyta, Zygnematophyceae, Desmidiales, Closteriaceae.
AUGCGGAGCGCUUUCAAGCGCUACAAGCUGCUGAAACUUGCGAUGGGAGAAGAGAAGAUCCCUAAGAAAGGUGGUGCCCGCGACCGGUGGAUUGAGCGGAGCACGGUGCUGUACGACCUCAUCCUACAGUCGGUCAACAACGAUAUGUUCCAGCAUAUCAAAUAUUUGGUGGAGCUGGACGACUCCGGACCGAAGGCGUGGAAGCUGCUACGCGACGUGGUACAACCCAACACGCUGCCGAUGGUGAUCGUAUUGGAGAAGGAGCUGGCUGCCCUCUCCAUGCGGCCGGGAGACGAUGUGAAGCCGGUGCUUGACAAGAUCAAGGACACUUAUGCGAGGAUGGCAGCGGCGGGCAGCAAGGUGUCGGAGAUGCAGCAGUGCACCAAGAUCAUCUCGGUGCUCGACAACUCGUGGGACAACCUCAUCCCCACCCUCAAUGUUCAGCAGGACAAGUGGACGCCUGAGUGGCUACGGCAGCAGAUCCUGCAGGAGGACUUCCGCAGGCGCCACACGGGAGGUGGUGCUGCCAACAAGACUGCUGAGGGGUAUGGAGCUGCAGGAGGCAGCAGAGGAAGAGGGGGAGGGAGAGGCCGAGGCCGUGGGAGAGGCUUUGGCAGAGGAAGAGGCCGAGGUGACUACAAUGAAGGGCAUGGGAGCUCUGGUGGCAGGGGGAGCACCCGAAUGGAGGGUGCGUGCUGGUACUGCAAGAAGGCUGGACACCCGUGGUUCAAGUGUUUCAGCCGGCCUGAGGGAUGGGCGCCCCCAGGCAUGAAGCCGCCAAGUGGUGAACGCGCGCGAGGUGGCGCUGUGCAAGGUUCAGGUGCACAAGGUGAUGGUGCACAAGUUGGGAAGGUUGUGAUGCACCCCCUCACUCACUGGGUGAUUGAUUCAGGUUGCACGAGUCACAUGACUCCGCGGGCAGAUUUGCUUGAUGAGGUGAAACCCCCCGGGAAGAUCAAGUUUGUGGCUGCCGCUUCAGGUGCUUUGCUCCCUGUGAUUGGUGUUGGGAAUGCUAAGGUGAUGGGAGCCAAUGGGGGACUUGUGGGACUUGGGAAUGUCCUACUUGUUGAAGGUUUAUCCGCUAACCUCCUCUCUGUGCGCCGGCUGCAGAAAAGCAAGGCCAAAGUUACGUUCGGCCCAACCAGCUGCCGUGCGAAGCUUGGGAAGUUGCUGCUGUGGGAUUUGGAGGAGAAGAGCAGCUGCAUCAAGGACCUGUGGCAGCUGCCCAUCAUCCCUUGGAAUGGGAAACCACCAGCAACGGCAAAGGCAGCGGCAGCGGCUAAGGCAACUGCGGGAGGAGAGGAGACUGCACCAACUGCUGGGGCCCUGGAUGCAGUCAAGAAGGUGCAGCAGCCACAGCAAUCACAUGGUGAGGUGCUUGCUGGUGUGGAUGCAACGGCUGCAUGGGCGAAGGCUUCAUCUAGGAGUGGUGAGGCCGAUUGGGAGACGUGGCACGAGAGGUUGUGCCACAUCAACAUUCCGAUGCUGCAGAAGUUGGUGAAGGAUGGGAGUUUGAAGGGGCUGGAGGUGAAGGGGGCAGCGAAGGAGAUUGGGAGCUGCCCUACGUGCCUUGAGACGAAAUUCACCAAGUUCCCCUUCAGCAGCAGCACGGGACCAGCCAAGGCACCACUUGCGCUUGUGCACAUGGAUGUGGUGGGCCCUACGAGGGCCCCUUCUCUCUCGGGCAGCCGCUAUUUCCUGACCAUUGUGGACGACCACACGCGUGCGGUGUGGGUCUACCCUCUCAAGGCGAAGGGGGAGGUGGCAGCGGCUGUUCUCAAGGAGUGGAUGCCGAGAGCUCAAAGGGAGAGCGGACACAAGGUGAAGGUGAUCCGCACCGACAACGGGGGAGAGUUCAUUGGCGCUGAUUUUGAGAAGGAGCUGAAGCGGAAGGGGAUCCAGCAUCAGCUCACAGUGCCCUACAACCCGCAACAGAAUGGCGUGGCUGAGCGGUUCAACCGGACCCUGCAGGAAGGUGCUCGCACUCUCCUUGGGCGUGCAGGGCUGCCGGAUCCGUUUUGGGUGACUGCACUGAGGCAGGUCGUUGUUGUGAAGAACAGGGUGUUGGCGACCAUGGGGGACAAGCAGUGGAUCCCCUACACCAAGUGGUAUGGGAGUGCACCAGCAGUCAACAUGCUGAGAGCGUUCGGCUGCAUGGUGGUGUUUCAUGUGCCGAAGGAGAAGAGGGGAAAGCUGGAAGCUUCUGGGAGAUGGGGUGUGCAUUUGGGGCUUGCUAAGGAUCACAAGGGCUGGCUGAUUUGGGACUUGACCAGCCAGCAGCUGACUGUGUCGAGGGAUGUGAAGUUCCUCGAGUCCUUGUACUACAAGGAGUGGAAGCAGCAGCAGCAGAAGCUUCCUACGACACCGCUGAUCAUUGAGGCCGAUGAGGUGCAGCGGCCUUCAAGGCAGGUGGAAGUCUCCGUGUCGGGGGAGGAGAUUUCUGGGUUGACUGAGGAUGGGGGAGAACCUGAGGUGGAGGAGCAGCAGCAGCAGCUGCAGCAGCAGCAGCAGCAGCAGUAG